This is a messenger RNA of Pundamilia nyererei, 847 nucleotides long. RefSeq names its product bcl10-interacting CARD protein-like. Bases 343 to 831 code for a protein of 162 amino acids. The transcript has 6 exons. Gene Ontology annotation, cellular component: mitochondrion. The record is from RefSeq and is a predicted model, not a curated record. NCBI's taxonomy places the organism in Eukaryota, Metazoa, Chordata, Actinopteri, Cichliformes, Cichlidae.
UUAGAAUAACCUGAUGUAUGAUUAUUUGUUGCACUUCUGUGCUUCAGUGUUUGCUACAUAAAGCUGUAGUCCGUCACUGUCUGCCCGGCUCAUUAACAUCAUCAUGUAGCCUUGAGGUCGGUCAUGUGGUGACGCCACGGCCAAGCGUGCUGAUGUAACGGGGCAGCGGAGCACCGACUCACGGGGGAGACCAGGAAGUUUUACCGGGAAGGCUGUCGGUCCGAUUGUCAAGUUCACACACGGUGUAAAUUUGUCAGUAUGUCAGGUUUGUGAAGCGAGGACACCGAUGGUUACCAAGAGCAGCUGCAGAGUGACUCCCAGUUCCUGUGCUCAGAUCAGAGGAUGGACACUGAGCUGGUUGACAGACUUGUCCUGCAGCUCAACAGGAUCUACCCGCAGAUACUAAGUGACAAGGAAGCCCACAGGUUCAGGAACCUAAGUGUGCCCACCAAGGUGCGGUUAGCAGACCUCUUGAAGCACCUGCACAGAAAAGGCGAAGAGGCAUGCCAUGAAUUCUACAGAGCCCUUCACAUCCAUACAGAGGACAUCUACUCUAGCCUGCCCAGCAGAGUCAGAGAAAGAGAGGUGGCAGAUUCAAAAUGCACUAACGACAAGACAGUUCGGCAAGAGCGAUAUGUGCUUAACGACAGAGGACCAAUGUUCUUCCUGAGCUGUUUCGGUUUUGUAGUUGGAAUUGCAAUACUCUACUAUUACGGAGACACAGAGGGUGAAACCUUGAGAUGCACUGGAGUGUUUCUUCACUGCUCGGCUGUAAGACUGAGUAAAGAUGCUAGAGAUGUUUUCAUUUCAUAUGGAGAAGUUGGAAAGUAAAAAAAAAAUGAAAACA